AGAACCCAACCAACACCGGAAUUUAUGUCACAUCUGCGUUUAGCAGGAAAAUCUUGCAUUUCUAAGACAUCUUGCUACCCGAAACUUAUUGUUUUGCUCUAUGUGUAGGGUGUGAAUCAAGGGUGACCAUGCUGCGAUGCCUCCUGCUAGUGCCCCUCGAGCUGUUGUGAAUCAAAAGGUUGCACCUCCAACUGAUGCUUUUGCACCAGACCCUCAAGUUGUGCAUCAAAUUUCUAGUGUACCAACACUCCCAGCUGCUGAAGCAAUUGAGGACAGUGCCAACUCUCAAGCAUCAUCUGUUCAGCCUAACAUGGUUCAUGAUAAUGCCAACCAAAAUGUGAAUCUGAGGUCUAAUGUCAGUGCUAAUCUUAAUAUUGACUCUAAUGCUGAUGAAGGGAAUGAAAAUAUUCCUGAAAACAAUUCAAUGUGGUGUGUAAUGCUUCUGAGUCCGAAUCAAUGCAUGAGACAACAACUGAAAAUGCAAAAGAUUCAAGGAAGACAUCAAAGAAUCCUACAGGGAAUGCCAUCAGGAAAUCACCCAGACUUGCCGCAACAUCUGGAACUUCAUCAGCAUCUAUUCAGGGUCCCAAAUCCAAGCUUCAGAGGGCUUUGUGGGAAUCUUGAAUUCAGUUUAUGAGGAACCAACAUAUGGUAGAAGAGGCAUGAAACACCACUUGUUAAUGUGGCAUUUGGUUUGUUUUGUUUAUGAGACUAAUGUCAUGCCAUUAUAGCUCGUGUAACAUAGUUUUUAUUAGACUUUUGAUUAUGUAAUAGCCCUUGAAACAAUUUACCUCCCAUUAUUUGGUCAUGUAUUUUAUGUUAUUGAACCAUU
This is a messenger RNA of Argentina anserina (silverweed cinquefoil), 832 nucleotides long. RefSeq lists its product as uncharacterized. The record is from RefSeq and is a predicted model, not a curated record. The coding region runs from base 137 to 637 and encodes 166 amino acids. The transcript has 3 exons. Lineage: Eukaryota; Viridiplantae; Streptophyta; Magnoliopsida; Rosales; Rosaceae.